Molecule: messenger RNA, 672 nt
Organism: Chlorella variabilis
Lineage: Eukaryota; Viridiplantae; Chlorophyta; Trebouxiophyceae; Chlorellales; Chlorellaceae
Exons: 5
Coding region: 1-672 (223 amino acids)
Molecular function (GO): glycosyltransferase activity
Source: RefSeq, a predicted model, not a curated record
AUGGAGUCGAUGCAGCACAUGCACUACCAGUAUGCUGGGCAGUACUGGCUGACACAGGCGCUCAGAAAUGCCAGCGGCGUGCUGACUGACAACAUUGACGAGGCGUGCCUGGUCUGGGUGGACACAUACUGCUAUCAGCAGGUCUUAUGCACAAACCUUCCUGUCAAGGUUUCCAAGUCGUACUCAGAAGUACAGCUGGAGAUGCGGAAAUCUGUCUUUUGUCUGCUUCCCCCGGGCGACACCGCCAGCAGCAACCGCCUGACGGAGACCAUUCUGUCCGGCUGCAUCCCUGUGUUCAUUGGGCCGCCGUGGCAUGAGAUGCCUUUCCACCGUGGCGAGGUUGAUUGGGCCUCCAUGGCGGUGUUCCUCAACAUUACGGAGGCCAGCUGGCUGGAGAGUCCUGACUGUCAGUUCAAACAGCAGAAGUGGUAUCAAUCUGCGGAUGUUGGGUUUGCAACGGUUUCUGUUCCAGACCUGCCAGCGGCAUAUGAGUACCUGCGGACAAUGCCCAAGGAUGCUUUGGAGCGCCACCAAGCGGCGCUACAGCGGGAGAGGCCCAAAUUUUUCUACGGCACCGCUCCGGGCCGGCAGUUCUCAGCGCUGGCAGAUGUCGUCUUUGGCAACCUCAUCGCAUACGGUCUGCGGUUGAAGGCCGGGGAGUACACAGCAUGA